AUGGCGAAUGCCCAUCGCGCCAACGUCCUGGUUACCUCCUGUUUGAAAACGCCGGUAGACCCACAUACCAAGGCUCCGUUGGCGUUGUAUGAAAGGCAGCGAGCCCUUCCAUGUUCGUCAGCAGCUGGUCGUAUUGACAAUCGAGACUACGAAAAAGAGCUGCAGUAUGACGACUCGGGGUCUGAGUGCGGUGAUGGGGAUGCCCCCGGGAAGGGCAGCCCCCUGAUUAUCAAAGACUACCGAGUGACGGGGGAUCACAUCGACCUGCGUGAGUUCUACUUCUCCAACGAGGAGUACUAUCGUAAGCUGGAGGAGCUGAAGAGGGCCCACCUCCGCACCAUGGCCGAGCUAGAGGGCAUGUACCGCAAGAAGCUGGAGCUCAAAGGCACACCACCCUCAGAAAAUAUACAGGGGCCACAGGCACACAGAUCGUUCUUGAAGAUCAGCCCCAUGCCCGUGAGGAGUCUGAGGAAGGCCCACUCUGCUCUGGAGCUGAGGAGGGGCUCUGGGCUGUCGGACACAUCUGACGAGGAAGGUACUGUCGACAACAAUGUGGAGAAGGGUCUGCAGUCCUCCCCCAAAGAGCAUAUCAAGAACAUGUGGCAGGACUUCAAGCUGUCGCCUCGCAAGUGCCACCCGUCCACAUCCUCCCACCAGAGCCUCAUUGGGGGCCACAAGAACGGCAUCAAGGGUAAGGACCGGAAGCAAGGGCGAAAAGAUGUCGAACACGAGCCUUGGAAACCCAGAGUGACCAUCCCCAAGCCGUUCCACAUGACGCUGCGGGAGAACCAGAAGCACCAGAAAGGUGUCAAGACACGGUCAGAGAUCGAGCUGGAGAACACGGCCCUACGGAAGCAGCUGGAGGAGCUGACAGAAUGCCAGCGCAAGUUCCGUGCCAGCUCCGUACCCGCCCACGUGCGCCUGCCCCUGUAUGAGGAGCUCCAAGAACGCGACGAGGCACGGCGGGCCAUGCGUGAGCGGGAGCAGCAGCAUCUGUGCUCCACCCAGCAGCCCUUCAGUUUCCUGGAGCGCGAACGUCUCAAGAGGGAGCAGAGAGAGGAGCAGCUCCGCAACCUCCAGCCAGACAGCAAGGAGAGAGUCCGACCAUUCAGGGCCAAGCCCGUGCCCAAGGCGGUGUACGAUGCGGCGUCGGGCGAGCAACUGAAGGAGGAGCAGCUGUACCGCGCCAUCAAGAUGCAGAUGAGGGCCCAGGAGCUGCUCCACAGCGCCUCCAUGCCACCCAGCAUGCUAGCACGCCACCUUAGCGAAAGGAAGUGGGCCAAGGAUGAAGCCAGGGGGGACACCGCUGGAUCUGAGGAUGACAACAGUGCCUCUUACAGGCCUAAGAUAAAUACAGAGGUGCCCGACUUCGACGCCAGCUACAGGAGGUUCAAGAAGCAGCUGGAGAGCCGGCGCGACGUGAAACCUUUGACGACGUGCGAGCCGUUCCAGCUCCAGACGUCACAGAUCCCCUCGCACCGCGAACGCAUCCUGGCCGACAUCGAGAAGGAGCAGAUGAGUCCGCGGGCCAAGCGCUGGCCUUACAUCAGCAUAACUGGGCACGUCCGUUCACACAACUCUAGCCUCUGCUCCUCCCUCUCAGGCAGUCUGGAACAGCUGCCUGCCAAAGUCACCGAUGCCAGCAAAAAACGGCAAGAGGCCGUGAGAAAGGUACUUGAGCAGAGAAAGAAGGCGGAGGAGGAGGAAGCGAGAUGGAGUGAGAGACAGAAGCAGAGAGAGAAGAAGCUUGCGAAGGUGGUUUCGAAGCGCGCCCAGGCCAACGACACCCACGUGCCCCUCUCUCAGACCAACCAGUCCAAGCUCAAGCAGUUCAGAAAGCAGGACUUUCAGCGCAGGAAGGAGUACAAGGAGGAGAUGAGGGAGAUCCAGGAGCGAGUUAAGGGGAGGCCUCUGCUGUUGGAGCAGGUCGCACAGAUGAAUGCCAAACACGCUGCAGAGAAGCACUACACAGACACCCUGCGAGGCUGUGGAGUGAGUGAGGACUUUGUCAGUGGCAAGGUGCCCCAGCGGCCAGGUGGCCAAGACUCUGCAUGCAGGACCUCCAUCUCCAGUGACUCCAAACAAAGUGAAAAGGAUGAGACCGAUACACCAGCUAUUUACAACAUGGUCUUCCAGGAUGACUACCCAGACAAUUAUGAAGACAGCUUUGCUGACCAAGAACUGGAAGGAGAGCAGGAGCCUGAGAAAGAUGAAUUAAAGUCCGAGGAAAAUGAAGGCCAUGACGAAGUAGGGCGGGAGAGGGAGGACAUUGGGCGUUAUUCAGAUGAUUGCGAUUACUCAGAUGCCCAUUACUCAGAUGAUGAUGACCAUUACUCAGAUGCCAGUGAGCAUUACUUGCCCCUGGACGAUGAAAAGAAUGAAGGGAGUGACAUCAUCAAAAGGCCCAAGAGUACAGAGAGCAGCCCAAGCUAUAGAAGCGGCCAGCACAGCCGAAACAGUCAGAAGUCAGAGAGUGAUAGGGAAAACACAGCAAUAGCAGACAAGAAAAAUUAUGAGGAUGAUUGA
Salvelinus namaycush (lake trout) is the source of this 2526-nucleotide messenger RNA. Its product is annotated as protein FAM161A-like. The record is from RefSeq and is a predicted model, not a curated record. The transcript is spliced from 7 exons. NCBI's taxonomy places the organism in Eukaryota, Metazoa, Chordata, Actinopteri, Salmoniformes, Salmonidae. Bases 1 to 2526 code for a protein of 841 amino acids. Gene Ontology annotation, cellular component: cilium. Gene Ontology annotation, biological process: cilium organization.